AUUGAGUGUAAAUGCCGGGUUUUUUACCAACACGCACAGCAUAGUAGUACGUUCUUGCAGCUUUUGGCAUUGCAGAAGUUAAGUGUGGUGACGUAGAAUAUAUGUAUUUGAACAGUAUGAAGAAUGUAUACAGCUAGGAAUGAAUUGUAGGCCACGUCGCGAGUAAAUUUCCUUGCUCGAUUUUUUUUUUGGUACCCUUUUUUGACAGUUUUCGCCGCGUCGUUUCGGGUUGUGAUGCAAACCUCCAAAAUCACACAGUUUUUCAAAAAGGUCCCGUCCAAGGAUUCCGAUGCUGCAAGAGAGACAUCGGGAGCUAAUUCGAUUAGGGAUUCAACAGCAUUGCUAAGUGUCAACCACAACACUUCCGAGGCAGAGGUAUCUCUGUCACAGUCAGCUUUAUCACCGCAGGCACGAGAUAAAAGCAAUGCUGCGCAAGCUAUUUUGAUUGAAUCAGAUACCAGCGAAGACGAAGAAAAGUUGCAAGGGGCUAAUCCAUUACAUAAAAAGAACGCCAAUCGCUCCAAAGCAAUCAUACUUGAUGAAGAAACUGACAGUGAAACUACUAUGGAGAAUCUGAGUAUUCGAUCGCCACAAAAAAGGAGGAGGUUAAUAUUGGACGAUGACGACGAGGAUGCGUCUGCUGGCGAUAUUGGUGCUUCUACAAAAACAGCUGAGGAAGCGCAAGAUAGCUUGUCGCAUGGAGAGGAUCAGGUCACAGAAAGUGGAGGUGAGGGUUGCAUGAAUAUACCCUCUAAACGUCGACUCGUACGCAAACGCAGUGAGACACAGCAUCGUGAGGAAGAUUACGAUAAUGCAGCCAUUUGUCUUGAUAUUUUCUCAGAUAGCCAGAAAAGCUCUGAUGAAGAAGAAAUACAGCUGACACGAAAGACGAGGAAAAAAAAUGUGAUAAGAGACAAUGAAGAAGAUGAAAGUGAUGAAGAAGAUUGGGAUGUUGACAAAUCGGCCAUAUUAGAAGAGCGGACAAGGAUUAAGAAACAAUCUCGAUAUAGUGAAAUGCUGGCUGUCAGGAAAGCUGGAAAACAACGAAUGAAUGAAUAUAGUAACGAUAUACCCGUGGGGCCAUUAGAUCGCUUCACAUUUACACCACAUCAAUCGGGAGCAGCUCCGAAUGAAGAAGACUUUCUCAACGAUACGGAUGAUGACCAUGAACACGUUGAAAGUCAAAAUCAUGAUACUGAAGACGACGACGGAUUUGUGGUUGCAGAUGAUAUCAUUGAUGGUGUACACAUCGCUUUAUCGCAACAAGAAACGCAUGAACUUCCAGAUGAGUUCUCAACGAGGUAUCAAAACAACACGGAAGGCUACUUUCAUGUCUACUUUGAGUACCUGAUGUACUGCAUCGUCGACCCCGCAUACGGUCACGCUGAUAAUAUUGAUACACGGUUCAAAGUAGCCAUCAGCGCCGUAAAUCGGCUGAUAGACACCUGCAAGGAUAAGGUUCACAGCCCUGUGUGGAAAAAGCAUUUUACAGAAGAUCUCGAAGCCUGGCCGUCAGCGGAUUGGAAGCCGAUUUACCAACCCAACCACGACUGUGACGCUUGCAUGAUUUUAGGUAAAGGAUCAACAUCCUCUCUGACUCUGUUUGGCUCUCGUUAUGAUGAGCAUUGCUUUCCGAUCCAGUAUGAGGAGCCGGUCCAGUCAUCUGCUAACCUGGAGAAUGUAGACUCUCCAAACAUCAACCACUGGCUUGGCUAUCAGAAAGACCGACCACGAAAAGAUCGUUAUUGGGUAGGAAGCACUUGCUUCAAUCGGGCAAGAAUUUACCAUGCAUUGGUGCAUUUGAAGUUUGAUUUGUGCACAGAAAUAAGAGAGUUUGUCCGUUCCGUUAGCAACGACUACGGUAGCCAGGCGAGUCAGUCUUCGCAACACCGGAAUAUUGACAAUCUAGUAGAUAUUAUGGUGGAAACGAGGCUAACAGACAAGUUAUGGUCUCUUGCUAAGGAACGAGUCAACGACGCCCUCCAUCUUCGAAGUGAUAGAGCCUUUAAGAGAGGAAUGGAUGUGUCUUCCUUCUUUAAAGACUAGUAGCUCCCUUCGUAGCAACCGACCUUUAUGAUACGUAACUAGAAAAAUGAUUUCAUUCAUGCUGCAAUCGGUCGGCGGGACACAGACCUCGAACCCUCAUUGGGGCGCAAAGCGGAGUAGUUAGGCUGGUGUUGCGUUGUAUCACACCCGAUACCUUUUCGGUCAUGGUCCAGCACUGAGGUGUUUUUCAAAUAGUUCUUGCUCAUUUUACAAAUAUUAAUAAGCAAGCAUCCUCCAUCUGUACAAUACAUCUUGAAAGAACGUGUCU
This is a messenger RNA of Umbelopsis ramanniana AG, 2314 nucleotides long. RefSeq lists its product as uncharacterized. The transcript has 10 exons. Bases 235 to 2046 code for a protein of 603 amino acids. The record is from RefSeq and is a predicted model, not a curated record. NCBI's taxonomy places the organism in Eukaryota, Fungi, Mucoromycota, Umbelopsidomycetes, Umbelopsidales, Umbelopsidaceae.